Molecule: messenger RNA, 1670 nt
Organism: Sarcophilus harrisii (Tasmanian devil)
Lineage: Eukaryota; Metazoa; Chordata; Mammalia; Dasyuromorphia; Dasyuridae
Gene: IL17REL
Product: interleukin 17 receptor E like
Exons: 17
Coding region: 100-1548 (482 amino acids)
Molecular function (GO): interleukin-17 receptor activity
Source: RefSeq, a predicted model, not a curated record
GGAAUCUCUCCUAUUUAUAGUGGGGCCAGCCGUGUCUCAGCAAGGAAGUAGAGAGGCCAGCCUCCAGCACAGCCUCCCUGGCUCCCCGUAGACCCAGAGAUGCUUUCAGGAAAUGCCAUCAUUUUUCUAACCCUGGUUUGGGGGACCCGGGAAGGGCAAACUAUCCUCCAGAUCGCAGAAUGUGGCUUUGCCUGUUCAGAGGGUGUGUCUUGCAAGAACAAAGUGAACAGGAACAUUUUUAACAGUUUCUGCCGGCAACCACCCUUCUCCAUGGCGCCGCCCACCCUAGAGUCCCUGAUGCUGUCCACAGUCAUGAAGUGUGCCCACAGAGAGUCUUGUGCUCUGCAUCUGAGCGUCGGUGCCAGCCUCGUCAUGGAAGGAAGCCUUCGAGGCUUGGAGAUCUGCCUACUGUCCCUGGACACACAAGAGACAAGGUGUCACAGUAUCAGGAUUCCCAAGGUCUCCAGCCAGAAGAUGGUGGGCAAAACGCUCCAGGUACACUUUGACUGCUUCGAGGUGAGUGUUGCUCAGCACCUCUAUGUCACCGUGAAGACCAUCCCCUAUUACUGUAAGGUCCAGAUCAGCCGUGAAUACCACGUAGAAGAUUGUACAGAUGCUGACGUGGCAAGAAACAUCGCAGCCUGCUUUGCUGGGAGGCUCCAGUACAAUGUUGACCAUGUCCAGAAGGCCAUCGAGGUGCACUUUGCAGACAUCCCCCGAGGGCAGCCCUACUAUGUCCGGCUAUGUCUCAAAUGGUUUGCCUGUGAAGAUUACAGCCCACCAGUACUGGUGAAUGCAGAGCAGCCUGGGAAGCCAGUGUCCCUGAAGUAUUCACAGCUGCUGCCAUGUCUGUGUAUUGAGGGCUGGGCUGCUGUCCCCGAUGCAGUGAGAAUCCAGAUCUGUCCUUUUGAAAAUGACACCAGAAUCCUGUGGGAUUACAUCUUCUACAACCCCUUCACCCAGUCCCUGAGCUGGGAACCCCCCUGCCCUGUCCAGGGCGAAGUCCACCUGUGUGGGAUGUCAGAGCUGGGUCAUCAGUGCUGGGAGCUGAGCCACACAGGCCGCACAGUCCCAGGCAAUGUACAUUACUUGCAGGUGGAUCCACAGCCAUGGCUUUGUAUGAAGUUCACAACCCUGCAAGGCUCUUGGGUGAAAUGUCCCUUUGCGGAUAGAAAAUUUCCAGGCUGGAAGAUGAAGAUCCAUCAGCUGCCGGACAAGCUCCGGGCCUUCUUCAUCUCAAAGACCCCGGCCAGGUUCCAGGUGCGGCUGUGCAACCGAAGCAACCCUUCCCACUGCCAUGUGCUCAAGACCAUCUCUGUGACUCCACAGGGAGGUGCAGAUGCCACGGGCCACAUUGACAUUCCCGAGUCGGAGGUCUGCUCCCCAGAUAUCUGCAUACAGGGCUGGAGGACAGAUGUGGAUUAUUCAAUUCCUGUACAGAUGUGUGACAUCAGAUGCAACAAUUCCUCUAAGAAGAAGCACCGAGGGCUCCCUAACUCUCCUCUCAGCAUCCACAAGUGGGAAGGAAGAGUUCUCGCUUCUCCGUAAGGAUGGAGGCCAGUGUCCACCUCCCUUGCCAGUGCUCAUGUCUUCUAGACAGCCCCAGAGCAUCCUUUGCCUUCUCCCAAGAACUCCUGCUAGCUGGGUGGUUCCCAAGGAUGCCAGACGCA